Zingiber officinale is the source of this 4209-nucleotide messenger RNA. RefSeq names its product probable cellulose synthase A catalytic subunit 5 [UDP-forming]. The record is from RefSeq and is a predicted model, not a curated record. Gene Ontology annotation, cellular component: trans-Golgi network; plasma membrane. Gene Ontology annotation, molecular function: cellulose synthase (UDP-forming) activity. NCBI's taxonomy places the organism in Eukaryota, Viridiplantae, Streptophyta, Magnoliopsida, Zingiberales, Zingiberaceae. The transcript has 15 exons. Bases 563 to 3820 code for a protein of 1085 amino acids. Gene Ontology annotation, biological process: cellulose biosynthetic process; plant-type primary cell wall biogenesis.
UUCAGUCCCCUGUACCUUCUCCGUCCUCCCAUGGCGGUUUCCCCCCUCUAUCUUUCAAUUCAUUGGCUGUGAGCGUCAUGUGCGCCAGUUGUGUCGGCGUAUGUGCAGGUCAGAAGAGACAGAUCAAAGUCCGAUUGUGUUAGAUUAAUCGCAGAGCAGCAGGUGCCCGGAGAGAUCUCGAUUAAUGGGGGUUUGGAGUUUCAGAUGCAGAGGAUCUGGAGUUGCGUUCGGAGUUUGGAUCACGAGUCGGUCGCAGAACAGAACAACUCAGACGUCGCCUUCGCCACUGUGUAGUGUAAGCAUCAAGCAAUAAUAAGUGGUGGUAGUGGUGGAGGGGCUGAGAGGAGGAGAGGUCGGUAGGUGUUUGCUGGCAUCUCGUUACUUUAGCGGAAGGCCAAGGCAUUGCGAGUUGGAAGAGAUACGAGCGGCUUUGGAUCGUCUUCCGCGCAUCCUUUGCAUCAACUUGAGAGAGGGAGCUCCAAUGAGGUCGCAGCCGCUUUGAUUUGAAUCAAGUUGCUGUUUUUUCGAGUGUUUCAAGGAGGAUUGAAGCAAUACCUACCUCAUGGAGGCGAACGCGGGGCUGGUCGCCGGCUCUCACAACCGGAAUGAACUCGUGGUCAUCCGCCGCGAUGGGGAAUCUGGGCCGAGGCCACUGCAACACCUGAGCGGGCAGGUGUGCCAGAUCUGCGGUGACGAUGUCGGUCUCACCGUCGACGGCGAUCUCUUCGUCGCCUGCAACGAAUGCGCUUUCCCCAUUUGCAGGACUUGCUAUGAGUACGAGCGAAGGGAGGGCAACCAAGUAUGCCCUCAGUGCAAGACCAGAUUUAAGCGGCUCAAAGGGUGUCCUCGUGUGCCUGGCGAUGAAGAAGAGGAUGACGUUGAUGAUCUCGAACACGAGUUCGAAUGGGGAGAUGACCAUGACUCACAGUACAUGGCAGAAGCAAUGCUGCACGGCCACAUGAGCUAUGGCCGCCAGGGUUACAUAAACAACCCUCAUGUGGCUCAUCCUUUGCCCCAAGACCCCCUUCUUACCAAUGGUGAGAUGGUUGAUGACAUUCCUCCAGAGCAUCAUGCUCUUGUUCCUUCUUUCAUGGGCGGGGGUGGGAAAAGGAUUCAUCCGCUCCCCUUUCCAGAUUCCAAUAUUCCAGCGCAACCUAGAUCCAUGGACCCCUCGAAGGAUCUUGCUGCUUAUGGAUAUGGAAGUGUGGCAUGGAAGGAGCGAAUGGAGAGUUGGAAGCAAAAACAAGAGAAAUUACAAAUGGACAGGAGCAAUGGUGGUGAUAAAGUCUGGGAUAACAAUGAUGAUGAAUCUGACUUACCAUUAAUGGACGAAGCUAGACAACCAUUAUCGAGAAAGCUUCCAUUCCCUUCAAGCAAAAUAAACCCAUACAGAAUGAUCAUCUUAAUCCGGCUGGUAGUUGCUGGGUUCUUCUUCCAUUACCGAAUCACUAACCCUGCCAAAGAUGCAUAUCCAUUGUGGCUCAUAUCCGUCAUAUGUGAAAUCUGGUUUGCUGUUUCUUGGAUUCUUGAUCAGUUUCCCAAGUGGCUUCCAAUUGAAAGGGAAACUUAUCUUGACAGAUUAUCACUCAGGUAUGAAAAAGAAGGGCAGCCUUCUCAAUUAGCUUCAAUUGACAUAUAUGUGAGUACAGUUGAUCCAAUGAAGGAACCACCUUUAAUUACUGCAAACACUGUUCUCUCGAUCCUUGCUGUGGACUACCCGGUUGAAAAAGUAUCUUGCUAUGUUUCUGAUGAUGGUGCUGCUAUGCUGACAUUCGAAGCAUUGUCUGAAACAUCUGAGUUUGCAAAGAAAUGGGUUCCUUUCUGUAAAAAAUUCAAUAUAGAUCCCCGUGCACCAGAAUGGUAUUUUCAGCAAAAGAUGGAUUAUCUGAAGGAUAAAGUCCACCCUUCUUUUGUAAAAGAAAGAAGAGCUAUGAAGAGAGAAUAUGAGGAAUUUAAGGUACGAAUAAAUGCGCUGGUUGCGAAAGCACAAAAGGUGCCUGAAGAAGGGUGGACAAUACAAGAUGGAACUCCUUGGCCUGGAAAUAAUGUUCGUGAUCAUCCAGGCAUGAUUCAGGUCUUCUUGGGGCAAAGUGGUGGGUAUGAUAUAGAUGGAAAUGAACUGCCACGUUUGGUUUAUGUCUCAAGAGAAAAGAGGCCAGGUUUCAAUCAUCACAAAAAGGCUGGAGCCAUGAAUUCUUUGGUCCGAGUUUCUGCAGUACUUACAAAUGCACCCUAUCUGCUGAAUGUUGAUUGUGACCAUUACUUCAACAAUAGCAAGGCAAUACGAGAAGCAAUGUGCUUCAUGAUGGAUCCACUUAUAGGGAAGCGAGCGUGCUAUGUGCAGUUUCCUCAGAGGUUUGAUGGUAUUGAUCGACAUGAUCGAUAUGCUAAUCGAAAUGUUGUCUUUUUUGAUAUCAAUAUGAAAGGUUUGGAUGGUAUUCAAGGACCAAUUUAUGUUGGUACUGGAUGUGUUUUCAGAAGACAAGCACUAUAUGGAACUGAUGCUCCCAAGAAAAAGAAACCUCCAAAUAGGACUUGCAAUUGCUGGCCUAAAUGUUGCUGUUGUUGCUGUUGUCCUGGUGGAAGGAAGAAGAAGGCAGCAAAAGCUAAGCAGGAAAAGAAAAGGUCUAGCUCUAAGAUUGCUGAGAAUGGAGCACCGGCAUAUGCUCUUGAAGGCAUCAAAGAAGAAAAUGGAACUGAAAAACCUUAUACGACGGCUGAGCAGAAGUUAGAAAAGAAAUUUGGGCAGUCUCCUGUUUUUGUCGCGUCUACUCUCCUAGAGAAUGGGAGAACACUUAAAGGUGCUACUCCAGCUUCUUUGUUAACGGAAGCUAUCCAUGUUAUUAGCUGUGGCUAUGAAGAUAAGACAGACUGGGGAAAAGAGAUUGGAUGGAUCUACGGCUCUGUGACAGAAGACAUAUUGACAGGUUUCAAGAUGCAUUGCCAUGGGUGGAGAUCCAUAUAUUGUGUUCCAUCAAGAGCUGCAUUCAAAGGUUCUGCACCUCUGAAUCUCUCAGAUCGUCUUCACCAGGUGCUGAGAUGGGCUCUUGGUUCUGUUGAAAUUUUCUUGAGUAAACACUGUCCUCUCUGGUAUGGAUAUGGAGGUGGGCUUAAAUGGUUGGAGCGGAUGUCAUACAUUAAUGCUACUAUCUACCCUUGGACCUCAAUUCCUCUCCUGGCAUACUGUACCUUGCCGGCUGUUUGCUUGCUUACUGGAAAAUUUAUCACCCCAGAGCUUUCCAAUGUAGCAAGUCUUUGGUUCUUGUCACUUUUCAUUUGUAUCUUUGCUACUGGCAUCCUGGAAAUGAAAUGGAGUGGUGUUGGCAUUGAUGACUGGUGGAGAAAUGAGCAAUUUUGGGUUAUCGGAGGUGUUUCAGCACAUCUCUUUGCUGUGUUCCAGGGGCUUCUAAAGGUUCUUGCCGGUAUAGACACCAAUUUUACUGUUACAUCAAAGGCCGGUGACGAUGAAGACUUUUCCGAAUUGUAUACAUUCAAGUGGACCACCUUGCUCAUCCCUCCUACAACAUUGCUUAUUGUGAACUUCGUCGGCGUCGUAGCUGGUAUCUCCAAUGCAAUAAACAAUGGAUACGAAUCAUGGGGACCUCUAUUCGGAAAACUCUUUUUCUCCUUCUGGGUGAUCGUCCACCUGUAUCCAUUCCUCAAAGGUCUUGUUGGUCGGCAAAACCGGACGCCUACAAUUGUCAUUGUCUGGUCCAUUCUCCUCGCAUCAAUUUUCUCAUUGCUCUGGGUACGAAUCGAUCCAUUCCUGCCAAAAUCAGAUGGCCCUCUCUUGGAGGAGUGCGGAUUAGAUUGCAACUGAGCACAAGAUUGGCAUUGAUGAAGUAAACUACAUGGCAUCCGCGCCAAUGUACAUAAAGUUCUGCAUCAAUUUAUAGGUUGGAAGCAGUGUGCUACAGCAUUUUUGUUCUCUUUAUUAGCCGCCGAAACAGUAGCCUGAUUGUCUCUGCAAGAACAGCAGCUGGAUGAAUGGCAAGACGAAGGUUCAGCUUUGUUGAUGUAUCAUUCCAGUCCAAUAUGUACAUUGGAUUCAUCACGGUAAGGCAUGCCUGAUUAUUUAUUUAUGGUGAUACUUAACGACAUAAAAGAGAAUAUUUACAUUGCGCAUUCUUUUUUAAUUUAAUCACAACACUUGUGUCUUAUAUUAAACCUUCAAAGUUUUCUUUACAUUCCAUGAAUUAUAUGCAUAAA